This is a messenger RNA of Orbilia oligospora ATCC 24927, 1050 nucleotides long. RefSeq lists its product as uncharacterized. The coding region runs from base 1 to 1050 and encodes 349 amino acids. Lineage: Eukaryota; Fungi; Ascomycota; Orbiliomycetes; Orbiliales; Orbiliaceae. The transcript has 5 exons. The record is from RefSeq and is a predicted model, not a curated record.
AUGUCGACUUCACAACCUCCCACUGGCGGCCCUCCCGUCGAGAAGGAUAAAUCGAAAAGGCGCAGCAUUCAGCGCUUUGUCUCGAAAUUUGUAAAACCCUCCAAAGGAAAGAAACACGAGCCGACUGAAACCACACCGGCCACCGAAUCCUCGUCUGCUAGUGCACCCGGUCCUUCUACCUCUGCUCCGGUUGCAGAGAAGACACCAGCCACGAAAACAACCGAUACUGUUCCUCAAUCAUCGAUCAAACCAAACGUAGAGCCCACUAUCAAGCUGGAAGAACCGUCGAAAACAAUACCGGAAGCUACUACAUCUACGGUUGAGUCCCCGAAAACAAAACCCGCGCUGUCGCUCGGUGCCCGGCAACUGGCUGAAAAGCAUGGUAUUGAGAUUCCGGAAGAUUGGCCUUACGCCGCACGGCCUCCCGCUGGUGAAAGGGUCGAAAAGCCGAUCCGUAUGCGUGUUAGACGUUAUUGCCAUGUCUGUCAAACUGCCUUUGGGAGCGAGAAGACUUGUCCGAGUUGUGCCCAUAAGAGAUGUGUAGAGUGCCCGCGUUCACCACCUUCCAAAACGGACAAGAAGAAGACAAAGACACAGCCAAAGGAGUUCGACCCUUAUGAAGGACUCACAAUGCCAAGCAAAACGGGAGGCCAGCCAUUGGUAUAUCGCAAGAUCCGUCAACGUGUGCAUUGGAAAUGUCACAAGUGCGAAUCCGACUUUGCUGGCCAGAAAACAUGUCCGAAGUGUACCCACAAUCGUUGCAAGAAGUGCCAUAGAGAACCGAACCGGAAGCCAACACCUGUUGAAGAAAUCAAACGAAAGAAGCCUCUCAAAUGGACGUGCUCAGAGUGCAGUGCGAGCGCUAAUAUCACUAAAGCGUGUGCAAGCUGUAGCCAUCCUCGGUGUGUAGACUGCGUUCGAGAAGUCCCCAAGAAGAAGAAGAAGAAGGCUGUUCUUCCUCCGGACUUCGCUUCUGGAUCGGAUACGGCUGCCGGACAAUCUGACAUUGAAAAAGUCAGUAGUGCCCUCGCGGCCACUACCAUCUCCUAA